This is a messenger RNA of Camponotus floridanus (Florida carpenter ant), 2151 nucleotides long. RefSeq names its product ankyrin-1. The record is from RefSeq and is a predicted model, not a curated record. Bases 386 to 1939 code for a protein of 517 amino acids. The transcript is spliced from 7 exons. Gene Ontology annotation, molecular function: protein binding. Lineage: Eukaryota; Metazoa; Arthropoda; Insecta; Hymenoptera; Formicidae.
UUACAUUUUUUCGGGAAUUUGCGUCUAAUAAAGAAGGGCUUUGGAAGAUAGGUCUGGAGAAAACUUGCGUAUCAUUCAUUCAAGCAAAAAAGAUCUCAUUGCUUUCACAAAAAAAUCACAUUGCUUUCGCGAAGACGCAGACUGCGUGAUUCUCGACGACGCGCCACAAGACUUCCGGCAUCAUCGCCAAAAUUGCGCCGUCUUCUUGGCAGAGUUUCUGGUGCUCGUGACGCGCGUCAGUGAAGUUCCCAAUGCGAGAGCAGCCUGAUUGCAUUAACUUACCUAUCGUCAGCCAAAUCGUAAACGGCACGUUGCGGGAUCAUCGUUGGAGGAAAAUCUUUGCAAAGAUUGACUGCAAAGAUUUAACUAUAAUACAUUAUCAAUCAUGUCCGGGAUCGGGAAUCGAGAUUUAUCGGAUUUCCGUGCUCGUCGUAUAAGGCAAAUCAGACUCGAUAUUAAAUCCUACAAGAUUUCUUUGCAAGUUGGCACACUUUCCUGGGAAGUUUUUCAGUUUCUUCUUCUGCAAAAAACUCAUCUCAAUUUUCUACAAACGAAGAUGCCGAUCGAGUGCAUCGCCAACCCGUUACAGCGGGAGCUGGCCGACUCGAUAAUACGGUUGCAGCCGCUCGACGAGAUCCGCAUCCUCCUCGCUUGCGGUGCCAAGCCGAACGAGCCGGUCACCCAGGGUCUCAGACCCCUACACUACGCCGUCUGGCAACGCUACACCGAGGCCGCCCAGCUGCUCCUGGUGCGCGGCGCCGACAUCGAUGCCACCGACGAGUGCGGUUACUCGGCCCUGCACCUCGCUGCCGAGCACGGCUACCUGGAUCUGGUGAAACUGCUGCUCAAGUAUGGCGCCAAGGUGGAUCACCGGCAAGACACCGGGGAACUCUUCCCCAGAACCAUGUUGUGUGACGAACCACUACGUCUGGCCCUACGAAACCGUCACGUUGAGGUUGCGAGAAUUCUUCUCGAGGCCGGCGCUAAUCCGAACAAGAGAUACUUCUUCGGCUCCGAGAUUAAUCUAGUGUCACCGCUGGAUUUAGAAUGCAUGGAGUUGCUAUUGGCCUUCGGUGCCUAUCCGAACACGCGGGAUCGCGCUGGGUUAACGCCUCUCAUGAAAGCUGCCAGACUGCCACAGGGUAUAGCUUCGGUGCUUCUACUACUCAGCUACGGGGCGGACGUGAACGCAAUGGCAGACUCCAGGCACGAUUAUCGUACGGUGUUGCAUUAUGCGAUUCUCGGCGGUGACCCGGCGGUUAUCAAUCUGCUGCUAAAGCAGGGCGCCCGGCUGGAUCUCGGAUCAGACUAUCAGAAACCGACGGCCCUGGACUUGGCCAUACUCAAGGGAGACCCGUCAAUCGUCGAGACGCUGCUCCAAGCAGGUGCGAACGUGAACGCCACGUCGCCGAUCAUCGGUUCGCCGCUACACGUGGCAUGCGCGGAUAACAUCCCGAAUCGGCUGGAGAUUUUGAGCAUGCUGUUGGAACGCGGGGCUGAUCCAAACCUGGUGAUCCGCAGCGACGACGGCCCGGCGUUGCGUCCGGUGCUCGCCGAGUACGUCGCCUCGAACGAGAAUCCGUCGGUGGAGGUGGUGGCAUUGCUGCUUAAGUACGGCGCCCGAGUGGUGAUCAAGACGCAGUUUCGCGACCCGCAUGGUAUCCUUAAUUCGUUGCAAAAUACGGCCGACAAGCCGCGGCUGUUGCGCGCGUUGCUGGAGGCGGCCGAGAGCUUCGAUCCUUGCAUGAUACGACGGUCCAGCAGUUUGACAGAUGCCCAGAAAGCCCUGGUAAUGGAGGCGGCCAGGACCCCGUUACCGUUGACUCAUCAGGCGAGACUGAUAGUACGCAAACUUUGCGGCACUAAAUUACCCAAGAUCGUCAGGAAGCUGCAGCUACCGCAGUCGUUGCACCGUUAUCUCCUUUACGACUUUUAUUAGCAAAAGGAUCGAUCGAGAAGAGCGAAGAGAUAUUUAUCAGAGAGUUUUUCUUUAGAUUUCCGGUAAAUUUCAAAGAUUAUUUUUAUAUUCUGAAGUCUGGGACUUAUGUUCAUAAGUCUGGGAUAGUGCUCAGCUGAAAUUUUGAAAUGCAAAAUGACCUGAAGAUAUAUAAGCACACUUUAAUAUUAUAUGAAUUACAGUAAUUUCCAAAA